Molecule: messenger RNA, 4179 nt
Organism: Didymosphaeria variabile
Lineage: Eukaryota; Fungi; Ascomycota; Dothideomycetes; Pleosporales; Didymosphaeriaceae
Exons: 5
Coding region: 1-4179 (1392 amino acids)
Biological process (GO): triglyceride catabolic process
Cellular component (GO): cytosol
Molecular function (GO): triacylglycerol lipase activity; sterol ester esterase activity
Source: RefSeq, a predicted model, not a curated record
AUGGAUGAUGUGAAGCCAGCACGAGCACUGCGGAAAACGAUCAAGUCCUACGACCGCCGUUCUGCGCCUACUUCGGAACCGGCUCAGAAAGCUGAUGUCGAACUCCCUUCACCAGCUUCCUCAAAUGCUUCACUGAUGAACGGCAAGAAGAGAAGUGCUGCGUCCCGGGAAGAUGUCAAUGAUGUGGAGUCUGGCGACCUGAGCGACCCUGAGCACUCCAGAGGACCAGGCAGUACUUCCUCAUCACCAGGAGAACAUCACCACCAACAUGCCAUCGUUGCCGCGCAUCCCGGACUCCCAAACCCCGACAUCUCCAAGAUCAUCGGAGAACAGUGGAAGGCGGAGAGCGACGCUUCAAAGAAGGUUUGGCAGGAUCUGGCCCAGGAAGAAAAGGACAGGCAUCACGAACAGUAUCCUGACUAUCGUUACCAACCACGCAGGCUGGGGAAGCCAUUGCCAGCAGUUGCACACACGACUGUUGACAAGUAUCGGUGUCCUAGAUGCGGCGGACGUAGUAUCAAGACACCGUCACCCUCAAGUCCCUACCCAAACAGUGCAAACACUCCGACCCUGCCACCUCCCAAAUUUUCGGAGAGUCUCACUCCGAGCGUUCGCCUGCCAUCUAUCAUGAACAGUCUCAGCAUGGAUUCCCCAGCUCGCCGUCGUGGAACUUCAGGCGCUUCCAGCUUGAGUAAUAUACAGAUUCCUCCUACAGUUCGUGAAGACGGCUAUGGCUACACUCCAAACACCCCUGACUUGAAGAGGCGCCGUUUCAAUCCCUAUCCGAUGAGUAACAACGGUGGUCGCAGGCCAGAUGGCCCGUACUAUCACCACAGCCGUCGUGACUCCCUUCCACCCCUGCAGAUGCGCACAACCCCGCCUCAAACGGCCACCAUUCCCCCGCUUCGAACGCCACGCGAUGCGCGUCGCGCUUCUGUGGAUCUGAAUGUUCUCGUGCCCUCCGCCAACGAUCAAAGCCGCAGCGUUGAAGCCAUGGUCAUGAGUGUACCGUAUACAGUCAAGAUUAAGGUCCUUGGCCGCAUCACACCACCGCUCAAAGACCCUGGUCCAAGUAGUCCAGCGAUUCAAGUUCGAGGCGGCAUCAUCGCCGUGGAAGGCGAGGACCAGGCUGCCGUCACUGAGCUAAGCACUUGGCUCAACGACUUCCUCGCCAGGGAUAAGGAGUAUAGCCCGCGUAUCGCAGAGCCUCCCAAGGAGCCGGCGGGCAAAGGCAAUGUGUCAUUCGAAGAAUACUUUGGUCUCAUCCAAGAAUGGCAUGGCAAGAGCAAGGAGAUGAUCAAGUACAUCACUACGCCCAUUGCACCGUCCAGUUCUCCUAAAUCGCCAGAGUCAGAUACCGACAAGGACGAGACAAUGAAAGAUACCAAUACACCACCUACGUCCCCUACCCCUUCAGCGAAACCGGUCCUUAUCCUGCCGAGCUAUCAGCUGCGCGCGAGCGAUGUGUAUGCGUCGAGGAUCCCUAUACAGGACGUUUAUUCGCCCAUGGACCACUGGCAGUGGAUGGCAACGCUCUGGCGCGGAACGGUGGGACCCGAUCUGACCAUCUACAUCAAAAGCGCAGACAAGGAGAGCAGGGAUGGCGCCAAACUCGUCGAUGUCAACGACGAGGUGAGGUGCAUGACUGUGGUCAAGGAGGGCAGCGGGAAGUUUGCGGAGUCGGCGUUGAGGCGAGUAGGAUUCGAGGUCGGAGAGUGGGGCACGCUUGAAGCUUCGGGACAACGCCCUCAUGAACGCCGCACCGCCGCGGACUACGAAUACGAAGCGAAAUACCGCCGCAAUAUACGUGUCUCGAGAGAACAAGAGCGAGGAACGACUUCUACACCAAGGGCGCGAGGCAUGAUCGACCAUGUUGUGGGCCGGCCGUCGGUGAAGUUCCGCAAGAUCCAGGUGCUGGCCGUAGUAUCCUUCUGGAGCUUCUACCUAUACAGAGGCGACCGCCAUGGCCCGCCGCUCAUCCACCGCAUCUCGUCCCUCAUCUCCAAGAAGCUGACCGCCUGGCAAACCGUCCUCGUCACACUGCUCUACCUCUACAUCGCACGCAACUUCGGCAAGCUCGUUGGCCUCGAAAGCCCCGAACCGCUCGCGAACCUGUACAGUCACUCGUACUUCCGCGCAACAUGGGUCACUACGGCGCUCGACGCGGGGUUCUGGUCCGCCAUGCGCAUACGGCAGAAGCCCAUUCGUGACUUUCUGUCUAUUGUCUUCAGCGUGUAUUAUUUGAUAUGCGCCGAGCAGGCCGACGAGAAGGUGCGCAAGGUACGAGCUACGUUGACAGUUGAGCACCUGCGCGUGGGAUGGGAGAAAGGAACCACACCGUAUCUAGCUGCGCUGACGAGCCUGCUGAGACCAAGGCUGAUGUGGUACCCGCCGAGGAAGAUUAGGAUUCCUAGACCGAAGGAGAGUAGUUACACGGACCCGGUCAUUGGGUGGCUGUACUUCAAUGGGCCGCUUUCGGCGCUUAAGAAGCAACAGAAGGUUGUAUUGGAUAUUCCUGGUGGUGGCUUUGUGGCUAUGAACCCACGCAACCACGAAGACAAGUUAAUGGGCUGGGCGGGGAAGACAGGUCUGCCGGUGCUGAGUCUUGACUAUAGGAAGGCGCCUGAGUGGCCGUAUCCAUACGCGUUGAACGAGUGCUACGAUGUUUAUCAUUCGAUUGUGGCGACGAGGGGACGGUGCAUGGGCUUGUCGGGUGAAACCGAGCCUAAGAUUGUAGUCAGUGGGGAUUCCGCCGGUGGGAAUCUUGCAGUGGGCAUGACCCUGAUGAUCUUGCAGGCUGCAUCGACGGAGACGCGGCGGUGGCAGGGUGAACGCCAAUUACCGCCUCCAGUCGGCGUGGUACUCAUGUACCCAGCGCUCGACAUGAAUAUCGGAAACUGGAUGACGGACGAGCAGAUGGCUUUGAUCCGUGAUCGCAAAGCUCGCAAGCAAAACCGACCGAUUCUGCGGCACAAAAGCGACGACUAUCGACAUCUUGCUCCAAAUACACCUGGUGCUUCAGACCAUUCUGAUAGCGAGGACGAGAGCCCAGCUAAGACACAAGAGGUGGUCUCUUCGUCGACACCUACGAGCGAGAAGGUUCUCACCUCUCCACAGACAGCUAUCCGCUUGUCGGCAGCACACACAGGCCGAGACAGCCGCACAUUGCCUCCGGCCGACACCUUCACCAACCUCAACGGAGUGCUAUCCUCCCAAAUGGCUCAAUCUCCAGACAUUGUACGGUCACCCGAAACGUCCAAAUCACCACGCUCCCUCACCAAUCCACCCGCCACAGCCGCACCCCCAACAGCCAUAAAAACCCGCCUCGCCAUGUCCUCCAUGAUCUCCUACUUCGGCGACCGCAUCCUCACCCCCGAAAUGAUGCGCGCCAUGAUUAUCCUUUACAUCGGCCCGCAUAACCGGCCUGACUUCUCCACCGACUUCCUUUUAUCUCCUUUGCUUGCACCUGAAUUCCUGCUCGCCAAGUUCCCACGAACCUGGAUGUUGACCGGCGAGCGCGACCCCCUUGUCGACGACACAGUCAUCUUUGCAGGCCGCCUGCGCCAAGCCAAACGCGCAGACUUCCAGUACGCAAAAGAGAUGGGACUUGACUGGGCGCGCGGCGAGUGGGCGGAGCACGAAUGGGUCAAUGUCGAUCUUAUCCCGGGGAUAUCGCAUGGAUUUCUGCAGUUUGUGAGCGUGUUUCCUGAGGGGUGGAAGUACAUUACACGCUGUGGAAAGUGGAUGGUGGAAGCGUUUGAUAUGGAUGAGCGUAACGGACUUGAAACGGCGAUGCCGACGCCGGGGAUAGACUAUGAAGUUGAUAGGCACUAUCGCGCGAGGGAAAGGAGUGAUUAUUUUGGCAGUCACCCCGGGCUCGUGGAAGCUGUCGCUUCCCUCUCCAGCCCCAAAUCGAAAUCUAGAGCGCGGCAUCACCAUCGCACCGGCACAACAGAGUCCAGUGCUGACGAUGACAGACCGCUCGAGAUGACGGUACUGCCGAGGGGAAAUCGGAAGAGUCCUCCCAUGACUAAUGGGAGAGGAAAGGCCAACGGCAAGGUGAAGAGGGGGAGGAGAAAGAGCCUGGUUAGUUUGGCGAGCGAGGAUGAUUUGUUGGGCAGACGGAUGAAGGGGUUGACGAGUGGGCUGAGGGGUGGGGACGAACAACUUGAUCUGUAG